This is a messenger RNA of Sorghum bicolor (sorghum), 1260 nucleotides long. RefSeq names its product abscisic acid receptor PYL8. Gene Ontology annotation, biological process: abscisic acid-activated signaling pathway. NCBI's taxonomy places the organism in Eukaryota, Viridiplantae, Streptophyta, Magnoliopsida, Poales, Poaceae. The transcript has 3 exons. The coding region runs from base 226 to 819 and encodes 197 amino acids. Gene Ontology annotation, molecular function: protein phosphatase inhibitor activity; abscisic acid binding; signaling receptor activity. Gene Ontology annotation, cellular component: cytoplasm; nucleus. The record is from RefSeq and is a predicted model, not a curated record.
CUCGGCCUCGGCGUGCAAGAAAACCAAGAAAGGAGGAGAUCAGACCAACAAAACGCCAGAAACCCACUCUCUCUCCGACUCCUUUUCCUCUCUCGUUCUCAUCCGUCCAGGCGAGCCAACAGGCAAAAGUAAACGGGCGAGCGAGGAGCUGGAGGGAGAGACCCCGGCGACGCGAAGCAACCGCCCAUCGAUCGGAGCCGCGGCUGACCAGGAGGAAGCCCCGAGAUGGUGGGUCUCGUCGGCGGCAGCACGGCGCGGGCGGAGCACGUCGUGGCCAACGCCGGAGGGGAGACGGAGUACGUGCGCCGCCUCCACCGCCACGCGCCCGCCGAGCACCAGUGCACCUCCACCCUCGUCAAGCACAUCAAGGCCCCCGUCCACCUCGUGUGGGAGCUGGUGCGGAGCUUCGACCAGCCGCAGCGGUACAAGCCGUUCGUCAGAAACUGCGUCGUGCGUGGGGACCAGCUCGAGGUCGGCAGUGUGCGCGACGUCAACGUCAAGACCGGCCUGCCGGCGACAACAAGCACCGAGCGCCUCGAGCAGCUGGACGACGAUCUGCACAUACUCGGCGUCAAGUUCGUCGGCGGGGACCACCGCCUCCAGAACUACUCAUCCAUCAUAACAGUCCACCCGGAGAGCAUUGACGGGAGACCAGGUACCCUUGUGAUCGAGUCCUUCGUGGUCGACGUACCUGAUGGCAACACAAAGGAUGAGACAUGCUACUUCGUCGAGGCUGUGAUCAAGUGCAACCUCAAAUCUCUCGCAGAGGUAUCCGAGCAGCUAGCAGUUGAGCCACCUACAUCGCCAAUCGAUCAGUGAGUCACCUGCAUCGCCGAUCCAUCAGUAACACCGGUACAAAGACGGGAAUUGGCAACAAAUAAGAAGCUUCAAAGGCCGGCUGGAGAGUUCAACCUUUUUGAGACUGGUGGUUCUGCCACCGUCUUCUGCGUGUAUGUCUCUUGGAAUAUGGAAGGAUUAGUGGUAUGUAGGAUUAAAUAUCUGUAGUAGCUUGUAUGUUAGGGAUGAUUUAGCUGUAGGAGCUGCACCUACAUACCUCAUGGCAUGUAUGCAUACUGCUAGUAUGUGUAGAAAUCAGGGAAACCAUGGAGCGGUUUUUGCCACUUUGGUGCAUGGAGAUCUAUCUUUUUUCUCCAUUUUGCGGUGGCUAGUUCUUCGAUAAAUAUACUUUCCCGCUGACACGUAGGGUCUGGAUCUUGGAUUUGUUUUAAUUCUCGUAAUGCGCCGUAUUGUAUUCCUCUA